Ananas comosus (pineapple) is the source of this 913-nucleotide messenger RNA. RefSeq lists its product as uncharacterized. NCBI's taxonomy places the organism in Eukaryota, Viridiplantae, Streptophyta, Magnoliopsida, Poales, Bromeliaceae. The transcript has 2 exons. The record is from RefSeq and is a predicted model, not a curated record. Bases 550 to 858 code for a protein of 102 amino acids.
GGGGGAAAAAAUCCUUAACCCUGGUCCAGUAAAUUUUUGUCUGAGAUUUCAUUUCGCUCUCAAGCUUUGGAAUUACACUUUCAAGAUCAUGAACUUUUCAACACUGUUUUAUAACAUCUUUAGAGUAGCUUCCGCUUGCACUUGGUUGAUCUGUCUGUCCGUACACUACAAAUUCUCGGUCGGUCAGUCCUCUAUUCUGCUUAUAUAUUCAAUUCAACGCUUCCAUUGUCAAAUAGAGGAAUGGUUGUAACUCGUGGGGUGAUAGGGUUGAAAUAUGAAAUGGAUAAAGCAUUGAGCGCAAUAAUUUAUCUUCUAAAAAUAAUUAUGCACAAGGAGUAGAGUAGAAUUUAUGCUUAUCGGGAAUCGAAACUUAGGUUGACACGAGCCUGAAGGGCAAGAGGUGUUUCAAUAAUUUAGCCUAUUUACUUGGGGCGAACAUGCUAUGUGGUAGAUGCUGAUUGUAGGAGUUAUGAGAUUGUAUAAGUUUCUUCGCCCUAACCCUUCUUUUUCUUCAUUAUUUAUCUUAUUUAGGGUUGGCGAGAGGAGCCCAUGGAUACGUUGGAGGUUGGAUGGAGUCUUCCUUUGAAGAGAGCGGCACCGACUGCCAAGGAAGACGUAGAACAGUUUUUCAAGAAACCCAAGGUGGAGACACAGCUUGUUCAGCCCAAAUCCAAAUAUAAACCCAUUUCCCUAGAUGAUUUUCAUACUUGCCACCGCAAUAUUGAAGAAUGGCUCCCUGAAGACGUGUCCUUGGCUAUGGAAUUCGAGAGGGAUUGUAAUGAUGUGUAUCAGCUUCUACGUAUUAGGGGUCAGGUAUAUACAAUGGUUAGCCCUGAUCAAGUUAAAUUAUUCAUGUGAAUUCUUAAGAUCCAUGAUUGUGCAUUCAAUUUGAUCUUUGUUGUUAUCUUCGGUA